CUGCCCGGUUGCCAUAGAGACAAGACACGCGCUGCACGCAAAACAACAUCCCUCUUCCGCAAGUAAUAAUGCGGUCAGCUGAGGAGAAAACUGUACUUUUAUGUGCUUUAGAUGAUGAUGUAGAGGGACUUAAGCGUCUUUUGGAAAGUAACAGUGCCACCGAUAGUAAACAGCCGGAGAAUAUUUUGUGGGAAAAAGAUGAGGUGGGACGGAAUGCGCUGUUUGCAGCUUGUACGUUAGGACGGAGCGGCAUCGUGCGCGAGCUCGUGCAGAACGGCGCUGACGUCAAUGAAUUCACAGCGCGGGGCUACUCACCAUUGCAUUGUUCUGGCAUGUGGGGUCAGCUGGACACUUUGAAAACUUUGGUUGAGCUCAACGCUGAUUUUCAAGCUACCAAUUUCCGCGGAGAGAAGGCUGUUGAUGUGGCCCGACGUUAUGACAAACUGGACUGCGCAGAGUUUCUGGCAUGGGCUGAGGCCAAACAAAGUUUGCAAGCAUUAAUACAAGAAGUCAGAGACAUUAUCGCUGAUCAAGAGAAAAUUCAAGGAAAGCUCAGUAAGGAGGACAAGAACAUGUGUAUAAACAUCUGUUCGUCAAAAUCAAACUGGAUACACAACACCAAAAAUGCAACAAUUCAAGACUUUAUUGAACAGGAGAAGCACCUCGAAGACGUACUGGCACCUAUUCUGCUCAAGAUUAACACACAAUCUGAAGCCACAAUGAAGACAAGAAAGCAGUAGAACUACAUUACACAGAGGCAUUAAUAUUAUGUAGUUUAAUGACAAU
Molecule: messenger RNA, 786 nt
Organism: Rhinichthys klamathensis goyatoka
Lineage: Eukaryota; Metazoa; Chordata; Actinopteri; Cypriniformes; Leuciscidae
Gene: ankrd45
Product: ankyrin repeat domain 45
Exons: 5
Coding region: 69-740 (223 amino acids)
Molecular function (GO): protein binding
Source: RefSeq, a predicted model, not a curated record